Messenger RNA from Erythranthe guttata (spotted monkey flower), 2350 nucleotides. RefSeq names its product F-box/kelch-repeat protein At3g23880. Gene Ontology annotation, molecular function: protein binding. Lineage: Eukaryota; Viridiplantae; Streptophyta; Magnoliopsida; Lamiales; Phrymaceae. The record is from RefSeq and is a predicted model, not a curated record.
AUUGGAAUAUUCUGCUAGGUCACGUUCAAAUAGGGUUACAAUAUUAUUAGGUUAACAAGAAAUCAAAUAGGGUUACAAUAUUCUUAAGUCAACAAGAAAUCAAGAGAGAAACCAUGAAUCUUCCGGAAGAAAUAAUCUACAAGAUAUUGCCGAAUCUACCGGUGAAAUCCCUGUUGAGAUUCAAGUGCGUGUCGAAACAAUGGCGUUCCAUCAUCUCCAGCAAAGAGUUCAUCAAAGAGCACCUCAAGAAAGCGAGUACAAACCCUAACUGCACCCAUCAUAUGAUCACCAUGAAAUUCAAACACAGGUACUUACAGGGCGAGCAAACCCGUUCGUAUAGUCUUCCGUAUUUGCUCGAGGGCACCACCGCGGUUAUAGACGCCCACAUUCCCCGGCGGGAAAGUAACCGGUGCCACCUUCGAAUAUGGGGAUCGUGUGACGGGAUAGCUCUCAUCACUUCGAAUGCGGAAGGUAUGAUAUUUCUAUUAAACGUUGCAACUACAAAGUCGAAUGAAAUUCCGGCUUCUAACCCUAAAGAGAGAUAUCUUGGGGAUCAUAUUGUAUAUGGGUUGGGUUACGACGAGUCGACCGACGACUACAAGGUUGUGUGCAUUGAUGACGUCACUAAUCCGAAAUCCUACACGACGCAAAUCUACAGUUGCAAGAGUCUUUCUUGGAAGAAAGUCGAGAAUUUCAAAAAGGGUCUUGUUCCGUUGGAUGAUCCCGGCAAGUUUGUGAGUGGGAAGCUGCAUUGGCUGGCGGAGGCGGCGGCGGAGGCGGCGGCGGCGCGGGUGGAAUAUGGUGGUGGUGGUGGUGGUGAUCUUGAUAUUGUUUCUAUUGAUUUGGCGGAGGAGAAAUAUAAAAUCGUGCCUAAACCGGAGAAUUUUUCGACUUCGAUUCCGUAUCAAACGAUGUUGGGAGAUUUGGGAGGGUAUCUUAGUUUGGUUAGUUACGCGCCUAUGUUGGAUACAUAUGUUUGGGUUAUGAAAAAGUACGGCGUGAGAGAAUCUUGGACUAAGAUUUGGACACUUUCGGAUUUUGCUGAUCCGAAGACGUAUGUUAGAGGCGCAAUGCCGUUAUUUUUGAAGAGUAAUGGAGAUAUCUUAGUUACUUUCGGACCGUGUGUAGAUCUUUGCAAUGGAAAAAACAAGUUGCACGAGUCUCGGGCCGCUGCCAUUGACGAUUUGUUUAGGGCCGUUGUAAGUGUUCAAAGCUUAGUUUCGCCAUUUGGUGAUAAAGAAGAAGGUUUCUUGUGAUCAACGUAUUAUCCGGCCGGAGGCGUGCUUUCUCAAACGUUGGUUCGGUUUACCUUUCGAUUUUUGAUUUUCCUCUUUUGGUGAUAAAGAAAAAAACGUAGUUCGUAACGUAGUAAGAUUUUUUUGAACUUCGGUAUUUUGAAUUUCCGGACGCUGCACGGUACUCUUGGUUUCAACUUUUUUUUUAAGUGAUAUCAUACUUGAUAUGGUUGAGUAGUUUGGAAGUAUGUGUUUAAGGGAAAUUACAGUUUUCAUCCCUCAAGUUUGCACUAAUUUCACAUUUGACCUCUAUGUUCACAAAAAAUACAUUUGGUUCCUCGUGUUCCAGUAAUUUAAUACUUUUGAUCAUUUUCGUCAAUUUAUCGUUAGUACGUUAGUUAAGGCAGUGAUAGGCAUAAGCUUGAUUCCGUUAGUUUUAACGGAAAAUUGAUGGAAAAGACUAAAAAUGUUGAAUCUUUGAAACAUAAAGGACCAAAUGUUCUUUUUGUGAAUAUGAGACCAUAUGUAAAAUCGGUACAAACUUGAGAUAUAAAAACUGUAUUUUACUCUAUGUUUUAUUUUUUGGUGUGUUUAUUGAUUAUCUCUUUAGCUCGUGUUGAUUAGCUUUUGCCUUAGAAAUCUCGUCAUGGGUAUGCGAAACUUCUUCGUUUCCAUUAAUUUACUGCAAGUCCGCCGUUAAGAAAGCGAUGGGCACACGCUUGAUUAUGUUAGUACUAUAGGAAAAUUUGAUAAAAAUGACUAAAAAUGUUCAAUUCCUGAAACCCGGGGGACCCAAUGUGUUUUUUUCCCAACAUGGAGUACCAAAUGUGAAAUCGAUGCAAACUUGAGGGACAAACACCUUAUUCUUAUUUAAUUUCUUUGUUUCGAUGGAGAGAAAUACAUGGGAUUUGAUAAUAACGAGACGUAGAAGCAUAUGCAUUUUCAUGGUUUUUUUGUGUCUUACCAUCACUCACUGGCGGAGCCAGGAUUUUAAAUUUGCGGGGCCGAAUGUAUUAAAACUUGUAUGAUGGGUGCCGAUAUAUAAUCCCAAUUAAACAAUAUUUUUUCUAAAUAUUUACAUAAAAAAUAGUGACUCGAGAAUUCUUGUGGGGGCC